CUUCCUCCAGUGGGCGGAGAAGCAGCCGCGCCGCGCAGAGCCGCGCCGCUCUCAGCUCCUCGGCUCAUCCGGACCCCGCCGAGGCUCAUGGACUGACCGCCGCUCUGACCCGCAGCUCGAACCGACCUCGGUGUUUGGACUGCGAGACGCCGGGCGGGCUGGAGGACUGCGCCAUGGCGGCCAAGGAGGACCUGUACAGCAAAAUUCUCCCCCGGAGGCUCCGCCAGAGCCGAUCGGGCUCCAUUAAGUCCAGCUCCAACCUGGACGUGCUGCUCUCCAUGGGCUUCUCCAGACACAGGGCCCUGAAAUCUUUGGUGUCAACCGGAGGCCGGAGUGUACAAGCAGCAUGUGACUGGCUGUUCUCCCAUGUGGACGACCCGUUCCUGGACGACCCUCUGCCCAGGGAGUUCGUCCUCUACCUGCGACCCAGCGGGCCGCUCCAGAACCAGCUCUCCCACUUCUGGCAGCAGAGCCGGGUCACGUGCGGCAAAAACAAGGCCCACAACAUUUUCCCUCACAUCACUCUCUGUCAGUUCUUCAUGUGUGCCGACCCCAAAGUGGAAGCCCUGUGCGAGGCCCUGCAGACCACCGUGCAGCAGUGGAGGGGCCGAUUCCCACAGCCGCUGCCUCUGGAGCUCUACACGUCUUCCAACUUCAUAGGGCUGUUUGUGGAGGAGCAGGUGGCUGAUGUCCUCCGGCAGUUUGCAGCCGACUUUGCCACAGAGGCUGCCAGGAAAACAGAGGUCAAAGUGGAGCCUCACAGGAAGCAGCUGCAUCUGACGCUGGCGUACAACUUCUCCAGCGAUCACCUCUCCUCACUGGAGAAGCUGGCCAAGGGCAUCGAGGUGAAGCUGGGCUGUGACUGGCUGGCUGUCCUGUUCUCCCGGGACAUCCGUUUCGCCAACCAUGAGACGGUGAGGGUCAUGUACCCCUACAUGCCACAGAACGACGACGAGCUGGAGCUCUCUCCUGGGGAUUUCAUCUUCAUGUCUUCGAUGGAUCAGACCAGCACCAGCGAGGGCUGGGUGUACGGGACGUCACUGGCCACCGGGCUGUCGGGACUUCUGCCGGAGAACUACGUCAGCGUGGCGGAUGAGUGCGACACCUGGGUGUUUCAUGGCUCCCACUCCUUCUUCAGCUGUGCGCCCAGUGAAAAAGGCGGUAAAGAGAAAGGAGUGUUUGAUGGACUGCUGGAGAGCCGACGUCCCGACAGCACCAGUCCUGGAGACACGCCUACGCUCAGCGUGAUCUGCCACCCUAUGCAGCAGGUCCUGCGGUUCAGCGGCAGCCACAGUCGGCAGCCCAAACGGACUCUUUUCGUGUGCCGGCACGGUGAGAGGAUGGACGUGGUGUUCGGCAAACACUGGCUCACCCUCUGCUCAGACAGUAAAGGUAGAUACGUCCGUUCCAACCUAAACAUGCCUCCUAGUCUGCCUCUGAGGGGGGGGCAGAAAGACUACGACAUGGACGCUCCCAUCACUGUGUUUGGAUCCACUCAGGCUCGAUUAGUGGGGGAGGCUCUGCUAGAGAGUAACACGGUGAUAGACUUUGUUUACUGCUCUCCGUCCCUGCGAUGUGUUCAGACUGCACAGAACAUCCUGAAAGGGCUGCAGCAGGACGGCAAGCUGAAGGUGCGGGUGGAGCCGGGCCUGUUUGAAUGGACCAAGUGGGUGUCGGGGAACUCCCUGCCGGCGUGGAUCCCCCCCGCUGACCUGGCUGCAGCCAACUUUGGUGUGGACACAGCUUACAGACCUCUGAUCCCAGUCAGCAAGCUGACCGUGUCCGAGUCCUACGAGAACUACAUGAGCCGCAGCUACCAAGUGACCAAAGAUAUCCUGUCAGACUGCAAAAACACUGGAAACAACGUGCUGAUUGUAGCCCACGCGUCUUCCUUGGAGGCCUGUACGCGGCAGCUGCAGGGCCGCAGCCCUCAGAACGCCAAGGACUUCAUCCAAGUUGUACGAAAGAUUCCCUACCUGGGCUUCUGUGCCUGUGAGGAACAGGGAGAAACAGGAAUGUGGCAGUUAGUGGACCCUCCUAUCCUGCCUCUAACUCACGGACCAAACCACUCCUUUGACUGGAAGGAGACACUUCUGCAAGAAUGACGCCUGCCUGCCCCUCACAAUGCUCUCGCUACACUCUCACAGACUGCAGCGUCACAUUUUUGACCUGUGUCCCCUACACCCCAACAAACAGAUCUGAGCUUUUUUCCUUUUCAGCCCGUUCAUUAGCUGGUGCUGCAGCCGGCCGAGAAAAGCGCUUCCUAUCUGCAGACGAGAAGCAAAGUACCAGCAGUGGACUGGACGUAUCUUCAGGAAUGAGCAAAUGUUCACGCUCAGAUGGCAUUAUGGGAUCACUCAGUGCUUAGAGACGUCUGGUGGAGAGUAUCAGGAGGCUUCAUCUGCUGUGUGGGAGAUCUGAUGUCAGCACAAUCUAGGAAAUUUGGUCAAAUUCACAAUACAAAUGUUUUACGUAAUAGUUCCCAUGAUGAUUUAUGCUAAAGUGUGUUAGCAGGCUAACACGCUAAAUUAGUGCUAAUGUCAAAGGUAAAAAAGUUGCUCUUUUUAUAGAUUCAAAGAUAAAGCAGAAGACAAGCAUAAGCAUACAUACCAACAAAAAAGAGUAUUGUCUCCGUCUGUGCGUGCAUGCGAUAACAUUUUUGAUUUUAUUUCCUCUCUUGGAAGCUAGGGCUAACAAAGGCGGGUCUGGUUGCUUUGCAGUGUCAGGCCAGAUCUCCUCAUCCCACUGCAAAUCAGUUCACGCAGCCUCUGCUAACUGAUCACAUAACAGUCAGCAAAAAACUUAAAGGUUAUAUUUCCUUUUUCCAAAAUAAACUGCAAAGGAACUUCACUGCGCUGACUUAAUUCCUUUUAAUUCAGUGCAGUCCAGCUUAACAAAAUCAGAGACGUCCCUGGUUUUCAUUAGAGACAUCUGGUCAACUUCUGCUCUAGACAACAGGGAAAGUUCCUGUUGUUGAUGACGGUGUAGGCAGAGUUGCUCUUUCACGCAGAUCUAAGAAAACUGCUGUUACUUGUUAUUUUAAAGGAAAGGCAUCUUUUUAUUCUGCCCGUCUCACUUCAGCAGCAGAGCUGAUAGACACUGGCAGAGCCGACAGCAGUUCAUCAGUGACUGCACUGGUGCUCCGUGCACAGUGCGACUCUUCAGGAUGUCUCUAUGUUGGGUUCUAGGGAGACCCACCUAGAACAGCAGGGCCUCCUGCAAACCAUUUAGUGUGUUUUAAAGUUUAACACACACAGCUUUGAAUGCACAUGUUGCACUUGGUGACAAUCAUCCCGUAGCAUCUUGAUUCUGCCCCAGCAGCAAUUAUUACCCAAAGCAUUGGUGUAGCUGCAAACUUAUGUAGAGAAAGGUCUUACAAUUGAGUCUGUAUUUAUUUGUAAGCAUUGUUUUCAAGAAAAAUGUGAAAAAAGAGUCGGUAUUAACAGCAUACAAGAAUUUAUGAACGAGUUUCUCAGGUGUUGACUGCAUUUAACACAGGUAUUUCUGCAGUUUUGCAUUAACUGACAGUAAUGGUGUGCCUCUGAGAAUUCCUGUGACGUCUGACUGCUCAUGUUCCUCAUGUCUCAUCUAGAAGCUCAAACCAGCCACAGCCAGACCCACAACAAGGUUGUUUGUAUAGCCACAUUGCUGUUGUAACAGUUAAAAGCUUUAAAGGGAACAUAUCAUGCAAAAUCCACUUUUUUAGCUCCUAAAUACAUUUUUUUGUGUUCUUGCAGAAAAUUUGAACAAAGUCUCUCCAGGAGCUGCUCAGGUGUCUUAUAAAAACUUUUUGGGUCAGAUUUAUCAAGCCGUUCAGUUUUCUCUGUUUUCUAUUACAUUUCUUGAACUAUUAUGUCACAGUAUUUUCUGCAGAACUGUUAAACAAGGUCAUGGAUGCCCAGCUUACUAAUUUCGUGAAUCCACAUUGGGGGUACAUUAACGGGAAAAUAAGACAAAACCAUUGCAAUUCCACUUUAUAUAGACUCCAAGUGAAUGAUUUCAAUGAGAAAAGGAGGAACUGGAAUGCAUGAAAUGUUCCCUUUAAGUUCUCAACAAAUUGUCAUUUAAAAAAAAAUUAUAAAAAGUUUCCCACAGCUUUAAUGGAUUGUUUUGUCAAGUGUUAGUGACAGUCUACUCUAUGGCCAUUUCUAGAUUAUUCUGAAAACUUAAAGUUGGAUCCUGAAAAUUGACGACACAUUCAAACAGAUUUGAAGAGGACAUUAAUUCAAGAAUCAGUCUGCUGUAUCUCACUUGUUCGGGGAACUAAACCACCAGUUUUCACUUCAGAUUUUUUACUCUUUUUUUUUUAACACAGAUACUGUUCAAAGUUAUUUUAGAGAUGUUUAUUUAAAUCCAUGACAAAAAGCAAUACUUUUCUUUCUAAAUCUCUGUAGAUCCGAACUCCUAAAACACUUCACACACUGCUAGAAACAUGGAUAGAACUCAUUCAGUAUUCACUGAGGAUUCCUUGUGUUUAACAAAAACAGCAAAGCUGUUAAUCCAGGCAGGUGAAAAGGAUACUAGAUACAAGUGGAAAAAAUCCAUGAAGAUACAAUAAGUCUCACUGUGAUCUUCUGUCAAGCUCUGGAAAUGAAGAACUUCACAGUGACACUAAAUCUGCUGUCUCUAUAUUUCAGAUUUUGACAGAAGAUCAAAGGGACAACAGUUAAAUCCCCUACAGAUAUAUUAGCUCAAUUUAUCAGAAAACAAAGAAAGGUUCACUGUCAUGUCAACCACGUUUUGUCAAGCUUAGAGAAUCUUGAUCAGUGCAGACAGAGCAUCAGCAUGAUGUAGCAUGAGGUUUAGUGAUUAUUGUUUGGUUAUUGCUGCAACAUUUGAGUAGCACUUACAUAAAUUCUGCAGCAGAAUGAGUGAUGUGUGUGGCACCUGUAAGUUAUGAUCCUCAUACCUUAAAAUUGUUCAGAUAUGUAAAAAAAAAAUGUUAAAACGCCCUGUCAGCCUGGCUGAGUUCAGAUCUCAUUGUGUAUGCCACAGUAUCUGAUGCAUGGAGCGGCGGUGCUGGAAUUGUAUUUACUUAAAUCUAUGUGUCAUCAGAUGUCAUUAAAAUCCAAGGCCACCAUCUUGUGAUAUCGAUGCUAAGUGGGGAUCACAGAGGUUAAAACUGAAGAAAAAAGAAAACUUGUAAACUGGUAAAUUAUGUGGUAUCGGUAAAGAUGGAUCUAUACCCUGCCAGGUAAUAGUGGACCCUUUCAAACCAUCCACAAGCCAAUGAAGGUCUACAAAUGACACCAGUGUAAUGAUAAUAACUGUCUUUGACUGGGAAGCACAAACUGGGUCCAGCACCAGGGCCACACCACCACUUUGGCAUUUUGUUAUGUUAAACCAGAUCAUAACUAGAUACUAAGAACUUGUGUUAAGUGUUGUUCGAAGUCAGCUUCUCUGACAUUAUUAACAGUUAUCCUUAACCCUGACUUGUUGUAGAAAGAUGUCAUAUUACCGCUACUUUGUAGAAAAGUGAAGACAUUCUCAGAGUGGUGGAAGGCUAACGGCUUGUUAGCUCGUUUUAGCCAUUUUCUCUCACGGAAUAAUAGAGACAUGUUUAUUGGAUAGAAAACUUACACAAUGCUUGUCUUAAGAAAGGGGUACACUCGUUUAUACCACACACCUUGAGAAGAAGAAGAGGAAGAGAGCCAUGUGAAGGAGACUAAGAGGAAGAAGCCAUAGUUUUCCUGUAGCCCUAUUAUUUAUUGUCUGAACAUAUCAUCAAAUGUGUACAGCAAUUAAGUUAAAGUUUCAUCAUUUCAAGCCAAAAUAUGUCUGUUAUUGUGUAAUUUAAGAGGAAGCGUGUAACUUUGUGCAUUUUAUGUCUUUUGUCUUUCUUUAUUUUAUCGAGUACGCAGCUAUAGGAGAGAAAAGGCUGCAUUUUUCAAACAGCUUCCAUAUUCUCACAUACGGAGAACUCUGUGGGGAAGUAGGGCCAAUUUAUGAUUUUUGUGAUGAUCUUCAUUUGGUUUUUAAGUUGUAUUUCUGAUGCAAAUGCUAUGAAAACAAGCACCAUUAUUUCCUUAGCAAUAACUUUUAAAACAAAAGGGUAUCCAUCAUUGAUUUUUCUUCACUUGUUUUGCAUCUAAGUGUAAUUUGACAGUCGAGCGAUCUUGUCUUUCUGUCUAGUUGGGAUAUUUCAGUUUUUGCCUCUGUUAAAAAGAUAACAAAUGCAUUAACAUCCUACUUUGAAAUAAAAGAGCAUCAUUCUUUGGAUACCAAAA
Messenger RNA from Fundulus heteroclitus (mummichog), 6227 nucleotides. RefSeq names its product ubiquitin associated and SH3 domain containing Bb (gene ubash3bb). Gene Ontology annotation, molecular function: protein binding. Lineage: Eukaryota; Metazoa; Chordata; Actinopteri; Cyprinodontiformes; Fundulidae. The transcript is spliced from 14 exons. The record is from RefSeq and is a predicted model, not a curated record. Bases 174 to 2105 code for a protein of 643 amino acids.